AUGGCAAAAACGUUGAAGGAUUUACAGGGUUGGGAGAUAAUAACAACUGAUGAGCAGGGAAAUAUAAUCGAUGGAGGUCAGAAGAGAUUACGCCGAAGAGGUGCAAAAACUGAACAUUACUUAAAGAGAAGUUCUGAUGGAAUUAAACUAGGUCGUGGUGAUAGUGUAGUCAUGCACAACGAAGCCGCUGGGACUUACUCCGUUUAUAUGAUCCAGGAGUUGAGACUUAAUACAUUAAAUAAUGUUGUCGAACUCUGGGCUCUCACCUAUUUACGAUGGUUUGAAGUCAAUCCUUUAGCUCAUUAUAGGCAGUUUAAUCCUGACGCUAACAUUUUGAAUCGUCCUUUAAAUUAUUACAAUAAACUGUUUUCUGAAACUGCAAAUAAAAAUGAACUGUAUCUCACUGCAGAAUUAGCCGAAUUGCAGCUAUUUAACUUUAUCAGGGUUGCCAACGUAAUGGAUGGAAGCAAAUGGGAAGUAUUGAAAGGAAAUGUCGAUCCAGAAAGAGACUUUACAGUUCGUUAUAUUUGUGAGCCGACUGGGGAGAAAUUUGUGGACAUUAAUAUUGAGGAUGUCAAAGCUUACAUAAAGAAAGUGGAGCCAAGGGAAGCCCAGGAAUAUUUGAAAGAUUUAACACUUCCAUCAAAGAAGAAAGAGAUCAAAAGAGGUCCUCAAAAGAAAGAUAAGGCUACUCAAACGGCACAAAUUUCAGACGCAGAAACAAGAGCUACAGAUAUAACGGAUAAUGAGGACGGUAAUGAAGAUGAAUCAUCUGAUUAUGAAAGUCCGUCAGAUAUCGACGUUAGCGAGGAUAUGGACAGCGGUGAAAUAUCCGCAGAUGAGCUUGAGGAAGAAGAAGACGAAGAAGAAGACGAAGACGAAGAAGAGAAAGAAGCUAGGCAUACAAAUUCACCAAGGAAAAGAGGCCGUAAGAUAAAACUAGGUAAAGAUGAUAUUGACGCUUCUGUACAACCUCCCCCCAAAAAAAGAGGUCGUAAACCUAAAGAUCCUAGUAAACCGCGUCAGAUGCUAUUGAUAUCUUCAUGCCGUGCAAAUAAUACUCCUGUGAUUAGGAAAUUUACAAAAAAGAAUGUUGCUAGGGCGAAAAAGAAAUAUACCCCGUUUUCGAAAAGAUUUAAAUCUAUAGCUGCAAUACCAGAUUUAACUUCAUUACCUGAAUUUUACGGAAAUUCUUCGGAAUUGAUGGCAUCAAGGUUUGAAAACAAAUUAAAAACAACCCAAAAGCAUCAGAUUGUAGAAACAAUUUUUUCUAAAGUCAAAAAACAGUUGAACUCUUCGUAUGUCAAAGAAGAAAUAUUGAAGUCUGCAAAUUUCCAAGAUUAUUUACCGGCUAGGGAGAAUGAAUUCGCCUCAAUUUAUUUAAGUGCAUAUAGUGCCAUUGAGUCCGACUCCGCUACUACUAUAUACGUGGCUGGUACGCCUGGUGUAGGGAAAACUUUAACCGUAAGGGAAGUCGUAAAGGAACUACUAUCGUCUUCUGCACAACGAGAAAUACCAGACUUUCUUUAUGUGGAAAUAAAUGGAUUGAAAAUGGUAAAACCCACAGACUGUUACGAAACUUUAUGGAACAAAGUGUCAGGAGAAAGGUUAACAUGGGCAGCUUCAAUGGAGUCACUAGAGUUUUACUUUAAAAGAGUUCCAAAAAAUAAGAAGAAAACCAUUGUAGUCUUGUUGGACGAACUCGAUGCCAUGGUAACGAAAUCUCAAGAUAUUAUGUACAAUUUUUUCAAUUGGACUACUUACGAAAAUGCCAAACUUAUUGUCAUUGCAGUAGCCAAUACAAUGGACUUACCAGAACGUCAGCUAGGCAAUAAGAUUACUUCAAGAAUUGGGUUUACCAGAAUUAUGUUCACUGGGUAUACGCACGAAGAGCUAAAAAAUAUCAUUGAUUUAAGACUGAAGGGGUUGAACGACUCAUUUUUCUAUGUUGAUACAAAAACUGGCAAUGCUAUUUUGAUUGAUGCGGCUGGAAACGACACUACAGUUAAGCAAACGUUGCCUGAAGACGUGAGGAAAGUUCGCUUAAGAAUGAGUGCUGAUGCCAUUGAAAUAGCUUCGAGAAAAGUAGCAAGUGUUAGUGGUGAUGCAAGAAGAGCAUUGAAGGUUUGUAAAAGAGCAGCUGAAAUUGCUGAAAAACACUAUAUGGCUAAGCAUGGUUAUGGAUAUGAUGGAAAGACGGUUAUUGAAGAUGAAAAUGAGGAGCAAAUAUACGAUGAUGAAGACAAGGAUCUUAUUGAAAGUAACAAAGCCAAAGACGAUAAUGAUGACGAUGAUGACAAUGAUGGGGUACAAACAGUUCACAUCACGCACGUUAUGAAAGCCUUAAACGAAACUUUAAAUUCUCAUGUAAUUACGUUUAUGACGCGACUUUCAUUUACAGCAAAACUGUUUAUUUAUGCAUUAUUAAACUUGAUGAAAAAGAACGGAUCUCAAGAGCAAGAACUGGGCGAUAUUGUCGAUGAAAUCAAGUUACUUAUUGAAGUAAAUGGCAGUAAUAAGUUUGUCAUGGAGAUAGCCAAAACAUUGUUCCAACAGGGAAGUGAUAAUAUUUCUGAACAAUUGAGAAUUAUAUCAUGGGAUUUCGUUCUCAAUCAGUUACUUGACGCGGGAAUAUUGUUUAAACAAACUAUGAAGAACGAUAGAAUAUGUUGUGUCAAGCUAAAUAUAUCAGUAGAAGAAGCCAAAAGAGCCAUGAAUGAGGAUGAGACAUUGAGAAAUUUAUAG
Saccharomyces cerevisiae S288C is the source of this 2745-nucleotide messenger RNA. RefSeq names its product origin recognition complex subunit 1 (gene ORC1). Lineage: Eukaryota; Fungi; Ascomycota; Saccharomycetes; Saccharomycetales; Saccharomycetaceae. Gene Ontology annotation, molecular function: ATP hydrolysis activity; chromatin binding; DNA replication origin binding. Gene Ontology annotation, cellular component: nucleus. The record is from RefSeq and is marked reviewed. Bases 1 to 2745 code for a protein of 914 amino acids. The transcript has a single exon.